AUGUAUUCGGGAGUUCCAAGUGUGAAUUCUCUAUCGAGUAUCUACCUGUCAUGUGAACGGCCGAUUGUUCAUGCUGAGUUAGUUAAACUGAAGCGUGAACUGGAUGUGAAACGCUCCAAAGUUCCUGCUUCAGGUAUCGUUUCUGAUGAUUAUGAUUUUCCCUUGAUUGAACAAGUAUACUUCAGCUCUGAAACAGGAAUGAUGUACGGAUAUCAGUUUCCGGCGGUUGCUAAAAUUGGGUUUGCCCAUGCUGGAGCGGGCAAGAUGCUAGUUAACGACCACGUUAUGAUGGAAGAUUUCCAAUCUGUUUUAAAAAUGACAUCCGGCAGUUAUUGCACAGUAGAACCAUUCAUCGACGGCAAAGACAAGUUUGAUCUCAGAAUUCAGAAAAUAGGGAAAGAUAUUCGCGUUUUCGUGAAAAUAUCUGUUUCUGGUAACUGGAAAUCGAACGUUGGUACAACCCUAAUGGGAGAGCUUCUACUUCCCAAAAACUUCCAGUCGAAUGUAAUCCGUGACGACGAAUCUAUCAGUUGUCAUUACGGAGAAUCAAUAGAAUCCGGAUUUCUUGAAGUUAUGCCACAAGUUAGUGUCAAGAGAUUCUUUGGAUAUUGCAAGUGGAUUGAAAAUGCUUCGAAGAUGUUUGAUGGACUGGAUAUUUGCACUCUUGAUGCAGUUUGUUGUCGAGAUAAAAACGAUCAAUGGAAUGAAGUGAUUCUGGAACUUAAUGACACAUCAUCGGGUCUUGCUCCGUUUUGCGAAGACGAAGAUAACAGAAAAAUAAGGGACUUGGUUCUGACCAAAAUGGAAGGUUUUGAUUGA
Messenger RNA from Symsagittifera roscoffensis, 819 nucleotides. Its product is annotated as synapsin-2-like. The transcript has a single exon. Bases 1 to 819 code for a protein of 272 amino acids. Gene Ontology annotation, cellular component: synaptic vesicle membrane. The record is from RefSeq and is a predicted model, not a curated record. Lineage: Eukaryota; Metazoa; Xenacoelomorpha; Acoela; Convolutidae. Gene Ontology annotation, biological process: neurotransmitter secretion.